AUGCCCCCUUUAUUUGUUCGAUUACUUCUGAGGUCUGAUGUUAAUCUGUUCUUAAACUUUUGUGGUCUCGGGGAGUUAUGGGAGGUUCUUCAAAAUGAUAUUGAUUUGCUAAAUCCUCCAGCUGAGCUUGAGAAGAGGAAACACAAACUCAAGCGUCUUGUUCAGUCACCAAACUCUUUCUUCAUGGAUGUUAAGUGUCAGGGUUGCUUUAACAUAACGACGGUGUUCAGCCAUUCCCAGACUGUUGUUGUGUGCGGAAACUGCCAGACUGUCUUGUGCCAACCAACUGGUGGACGGGCUAGGUUAACUGAGGGAUGCUCCUUUAGGAAGAAGGGAGAUUGA
Molecule: messenger RNA, 342 nt
Organism: Sphenostylis stenocarpa
Lineage: Eukaryota; Viridiplantae; Streptophyta; Magnoliopsida; Fabales; Fabaceae
Source: the annotation of a GenBank genome assembly